AUGGGAAUUACAAUAACAUUUGCAGAACAGUUAUUUGGUUUUUUGAUAAAUGCAUUAUCAAUAGGACCAGGUAAGAAUAUGUUGAAAGAUAAGGAGAGAUUUACAGUUCAAAUACUAGCUGUUUAUUUGAUUUCUAAAAUACUAACAUUUGUUCUUUUCAUGUACAUCAGAUCAAAGAUUUUAAAGAGAAAUAAUCAGACAUCAUUUAAGACUAAUAAGACAGUGUCAUUUGGAGUAACAGAAGAGAUUGAAAUGAAGUACAUUGACUAUGAUUUGGAGGAGUGUAAUAAGAAUCUUAAGGGAGAAGUAUUUGGAUUACUUAUCAAUUUAGGAAUGUUUUAUAAGUUUAGAAACUUAACAUCAUUAGUAUCUAGUGCCUUUAACAUUCUUAAACCGAUAUUAUUUAAUGGGUUGGUAAGAGAGUAUGUCUAUGGACAGUAUUUAGUGAGACCUUUUGAAGAUAAUGAUAUUUUCGGUAAAAAGAUAGGACCAACUAAUAUUGCAAGUUCUAAUGAAAGACAAGCAGAAGUUAAAGAACCUGAAGAGAAAGAGGUAGAAGAGAUUUUAUCAGAAUCAUCAGAAAGCAAUGAAGAAUCAUCAGACAAUGAUGAAGUACGAGAAAGAAAAAUGGUACAAGAGUAA
This is a messenger RNA of Hepatospora eriocheir, 642 nucleotides long. The record is from the annotation of a GenBank genome assembly. NCBI's taxonomy places the organism in Eukaryota, Fungi, Microsporidia, Hepatosporidae.